Molecule: messenger RNA, 717 nt
Organism: Saccharomyces mikatae IFO 1815
Lineage: Eukaryota; Fungi; Ascomycota; Saccharomycetes; Saccharomycetales; Saccharomycetaceae
Gene: OCA1
Product: putative tyrosine protein phosphatase OCA1
Exons: 1
Coding region: 1-717 (238 amino acids)
Biological process (GO): protein dephosphorylation
Molecular function (GO): phosphatase activity
Source: RefSeq, a predicted model, not a curated record
AUGACAACUAACACUAGAGAAUAUGAAAGCGUUCCACACGACGACUUGUGCAUUACAGAGGGGAAUGCAUCGACACCUGAAGAGGAAGUAGAAGAGGAAGACGAGGAAGAAGACGAUGAUGACGAUCAUAUAUAUAUCAAUGAAGAAACAGAAUCCGGCCGUGAAAAAGUCUUAGUGUCGCAUGCCCCACAAGAACGUAUUGUUCCACCUUUAAAUUUUUGUCCUGUUGAAAGAUAUCUUUACAGAUCUGGUCAGCCCUCACCUGUAAAUUUUCCCUUUUUAUUAAACUUGAAACUAAAAACAAUUAUAUGGCUCUCGAACGAAGAACCUCAAGAUACUCUCCUAGAGUUUUGCGAUACUCAUAGAAUAAAUUUGCAAUUUGCAGCUAUUAACCCGGACGCCGGUGAAGACGAUAAUCCAUGGGACGGUCUCACUGAACAUUCCAUCAUCAAUGUGCUGCAAACUAUCGUCACCCAAGAGAACUAUCCUUUGUUGGUCUGUUGUGGUAUGGGGAGACAUAGGACCGGGACGGUCAUUGGAUGUCUAAGAAGAAUAAUGGGUUGGAAUCUAGCUAGCGUUUCUGAAGAAUAUAGGCGCUUUACCGGGAGUAGAGGAGGUAGAAUUCUUGUAGAAUUGCUUAUAGAAGCUUUCGACACCAAAUUAGUGAAAAUAGACAAAGACAAAGCUCCAGGUUGGUUGUUGACAGCUCUAGAGUAA